UUUUGCUAUUUGUAUUUGAUUACAGUUGGAUGAUUGAAACUCUUCCUGAUUGUCAAAGAGUCAAAGGUAGUGAAGGAAGUGGAUUAUGGUCUAAGAGAGCAACUUCACCACCUACUUCUCCAGAAGGCAGCAGUGGUUUCAUGUCUCAUCGAAGCUAUUGCUCUGAAAAGGCCCCACUUUUUUCUCAGCAGGGAAAAGCUAUUGUGCCAAACUUUUCAAACAUUCUAAGAGAAGAAGAAAUACAGACUAUUAAUUUAAGAAAAGAGCAAUUGAAAACACUUGGACUUAUACAGAUUGAAGAUAAGGCCAUUGAAGAGCUUCUGGUAUUUUAUGGGGCUGCUGAAUGCUUUGAUGAAAAAAUAAAUGUGAAAAGAGUAAGGCAAAUGGCCGCAAACCCAAUUUGGAAUAAGUGAACUUAUUAUGUUAAGAACUGUACUGUUAGGUUUGUAUGUACUUUCAGAGGGUAUUUUAGAAAGCAAAUAAAAUUUACUGUUUGUAAUAUUCAUUAUAUAUUGAUAUUGAUAUUCAUAUAUUAUCAUUCGAUUUGUGGUUAGUUAUUUCUUGUUUGUAAGAUUUUGUGCUAUUUAGAAAACACAAAUUUAUAUGUAUUUAUUUAUAACAGGUUGUGUGAAAAGCCUAUUUCCUCCAGAAUAAAGGUAAAUAAAACUAGCAAAUUUC
This is a messenger RNA of Penaeus monodon (black tiger shrimp), 678 nucleotides long. RefSeq lists its product as uncharacterized. NCBI's taxonomy places the organism in Eukaryota, Metazoa, Arthropoda, Malacostraca, Decapoda, Penaeidae. The transcript is spliced from 2 exons. The record is from RefSeq and is a predicted model, not a curated record. The coding region runs from base 30 to 413 and encodes 127 amino acids.